UUGUCGGUAAAAUACAACUAAUGGGCCGUGAAUUCCUCUCUCUCUCUCCCCCCGUCGUUUAGGCUGAUUGGACGAUAAGCGAGGUAGGUGAUUUAACCGUGUCAAUCUAUCUCGUACGAGUUAUAUGAUGUUUGAUUUCCGUUCUAGAUUGUACGACCUUGGCUUUCCCAAUUUGAUUUUAAAGUCUUGAAUGAUGGAUGAUGCCAAGUAUGAGGCUGUUACUGGGGUCAUUUGGGACAUCAAGAGGUGUCCGGUUCCCACUGGCUUUGAUGCUCGUCGGGUCGGUCCGUGUAUCAGACGGUUAUUGGAGAAUUUAGGCUACACUGGUCCUCUCACCAUCACUGCCGUUGGCAUACUGACAGACGUCUCUGAUGACUUUCUGCGAGCCAUCACUUCCACUGGAAUCACUCUUGAUCACGUCCCCUACGAUUACAAGAGCAUUGUGACAGUUAUGUAUAACUGGACCGAUAGCAAUCCACCCCCAGCCAAUUUAAUGGUCAUAUCCACAGCCUUCGAUAAAACCGUCGAGGCUCUUGGGGAGGAUAAGUGCAGUGGAAAGAGUGAAUCUGUCCCCUGGGUUUGCUCAGUAUGCGAAGAUGUUGAUGGCCAAGGCUUGGAUGAAUUCAAAAGCCAUCUCUCUAGUCAAAAACAUGAACUUGAGGUGUCCAACUGGUUCCCUGAGAAGCAACAGCAUUCAGCACCAAGUGAGUCUCAUGAUGAGGAAGACCAGGAGGAGGCUGUUGAAGCGGGAGUUGAGUCUCCCCUUGAUUCUCAUCCGAAUAAUUCUACUACCAUGUUGAGGAAGCAACCAAAGUGAUCCCUUUGUCCCCCUAUCUUGUAUAUAUUGUGCACUCCAUCUGCUUUGCAAGCUGUUGUGGUGCAUUUUUGUAGUGUCGGGUAAAGCAUGUAAUAGUGAGGCCAGAAUGUGAUGGUAUAGUGAAACCAUUGGAAGCUGAUGAUGAAUUUUUUUUGUGGACUUAUGUGGAUGUUAUUUCUUGUCACUUGUUCCCAUUGUCAUAAUUAGCUUAUAUCCUAGGUUGUGAAGAUUAUCUUUUCCAUGAGACCCUUGUGUUUGUUAAAUAUCACUAGACUCAAUGCCAAACCUACUGUUAUAAGAAGCAAGUUAUCAAACAGGAUGCUUCUAGGAGAAAGUACCAAUCGUUCAAGCGAGCCUCGUGUGCUUAGGCAGGUAUUAUAUAGUAAACACAUGUUUCUCUUAUAAUCGCGUCUUAACUUUAGAAUCCUGUUAACGAUAACCUGCCUCUCAAUUAUCUCUAGUACUUUAUUUUACAAUCGUAAUUAUUUUAGCUGCGCUAUUGC
This is a messenger RNA of Arabidopsis lyrata subsp. lyrata, 1320 nucleotides long. RefSeq lists its product as uncharacterized. The transcript has 5 exons. Gene Ontology annotation, biological process: regulation of gene expression. Lineage: Eukaryota; Viridiplantae; Streptophyta; Magnoliopsida; Brassicales; Brassicaceae. Gene Ontology annotation, molecular function: RNA nuclease activity. The record is from RefSeq and is a predicted model, not a curated record. Gene Ontology annotation, cellular component: peroxisome. Bases 191 to 817 code for a protein of 208 amino acids.